Eufriesea mexicana is the source of this 3260-nucleotide messenger RNA. RefSeq lists its product as uncharacterized. Gene Ontology annotation, cellular component: plasma membrane; late endosome membrane; lysosomal membrane. Bases 127 to 2613 code for a protein of 828 amino acids. Gene Ontology annotation, biological process: establishment of protein localization to organelle. The record is from RefSeq and is a predicted model, not a curated record. The transcript is spliced from 14 exons. Lineage: Eukaryota; Metazoa; Arthropoda; Insecta; Hymenoptera; Apidae.
ACGUUCCCCAUCAUUUUCCAUCUCUUUUUUAUCGUAAAACCAAAUUAACUCGUAGGAUAUUCGAGAAAAUCGCGAAUAAAUUCGACGCAGUGGUGUGCAAGGGUGUUUUGACCGCAAAGAGGGAUCAUGAAUCGAUUACUCGUGCAAGUUUUCCUCCUAUCUAGCUUGGUCGUUUUCGCGCUACCUCCGGGCACCGGUGGUCAGAAGGUUGAAGAUGUCAGGGUUGAAGAGCAGAAGCCGGAGAAUGAUUUUUCGUACGUGCUUCGUGGCAAGCAAAGGCCGUGUAUUUUGGCGAAUAUGACGAUUAGAAUAAAGGUGCCAUAUACAAAGGAAAAUAAGACAGAAGACAAGAUUUUGGAAGUUGCAAAAGACGCCAGGGUGGAAGGCAAUUGUGCGUCCGUAAUAUCCAACUUGAAAUUGAGUUGGAAAGGAGGAACAAAGGAUACCGACAAAAACAACACGAUUCAGUUAAUAUUCAUUAACGAUAACAGCAAAUUUUCCAUCUUCUCGAUCAACCUUACCGUUUAUCAGGACAAAGAUAAUUUUCCUCCGAGCGUAAAUACUAUUGCAGAUAAGGACAGAUGGUUGAAUGCAAUGUCCGACAUGGAUCUUCGUUUAUUCGCCGCGUCCGUGACGAACGGGAUUCACAAAUGCGAUAAGGAAACAAAGGUGAAAGUCGGAGCCACAGAGAUCAGUUUCAAAAAUGUCUCUUUAAUUGCAUUCAACACCGACGACGAUCUUUCAACGAAGAAAGGAGAGCAAUGUGACGGAAACAAGAACGACGCUAAAACGUUCCCUUAUGUCCUGAAUAGUACCACCACUAACAGCAGCUGCAUGUUGGCAAGAAUGACCACUUCGUUUUCAGUGUCGUAUAAAACGAAGAAUUCGACAAACACAAUUAAGUCCAUGGCAGUGCCAAUCACGGCUAAUGUCAUGGGAAAUUGCGAACCAACGGUCUCUUCCAUGGAGUUAGUAUGGAACGCAUCGUCGCAAAGCAAACAGACGUUCGCUCUAGCCCCGGGAAAGAAUGCCGUAAAGUUUUACUUCUACAAGGAAAAAGAAAGUACCUACCUUGACAUAGUGUACGUUAACAUCUACCUGGAUGAGAAAAAUUUCCCGGAUGCUGCGAACGUAAACGAGAGAAUAUCACAGCUUGUAAAAUUCGACGAACCGUUGGCACCCGCUGAAAAUGGACUUUAUAAUUGCCCGAAGAAUGUCACGUUGAAGCUCAACGAGAGAAUUAAUAUGACGAUAAACGACGUCAUAUUAGUCGCGUUCGAUGUCCAAAAAGAUUUCGCGUCGAAAAGGGUCGGUGACUGCAGAACUGCUCUCUCCAAGGAUAACUUCAGGUACGUCGUGGAAAACCCGGAAGCAGAGGUGCCCUGCACCCUAGCGAACAUGUCGAUCGACAUACGCGUACCUUAUCGCAAGGCCGACACGAAUGCUAAUAGAACCUUAAGCGUGCCAAUCAGCGCUAGCACGCGUGGUACUUGCGACAGGAGAGGAGAAAUGGAGCUAAGCUGGCCAGAAUCUGUGAAUAACAAGAUCGUGAUGGAUAAGAUUAUAUUUUAUAUCGCUCAGAAUAAGACUCAUUUCUUCGUUUACAACAUAGAAGGAAGCAUUUAUUUGGACGAGAAACAUUUCCCAGACGCUACCAAUAAGAACGCGUUAAUAACCGGUCUGUCGGAUAUGAAUCUCAACGUAUUCGCGGCACCCCUGGACAAAGGACUGUACAGUUGUUUGAAUCAGACCCAGGAAAUCGAGCUGAAAAAUUUCACCUUGAUUCUAACCAAUGUUUCGUUCGUCGCCUUCAAUACCGACGAGUAUAUGAACUCCAAAGAGGUGAGGAGCUGCGCCAGUCCAGGGGGCGACGUGACUCCUAGCCCCACGACGCCGUCAACCACCUCGGUGACGCCGUCCACUACCCAGUCUACAGCACCGACACCUUCGACGAACCCACCUGAACCUAAUUCCCCCGUGGAUUUUAAUUACGUCGUGGUGAACGCGACAACGCAUCUACCUUGCAUCGUAGCGAACAUGUCGAUCUCCGUGAAAGUACCUUUCGCGACGAAAGAAUCUAACAAAACCACCAGCUUGAAGGUGCCGAAAACAGCGAAGGCAUUCGGCACGUGCAAGGAGCCGACAUCGACGAUGGAAUUAAUUUGGUCGAACGUGAAUUCGAGUUCUACCGCGAAGACCGAGGGCGAGGAAAAUAUCGUGGCCAUUACUUUCGAGAAAAGGGAGUCGGAAUAUUCCAUCCAUUCCAUCGACUUGGAUAUUUACAUGGACGAGCAGAGCUUUCCCGGCGCCUUGGAUAAGAGGUAUAAGGCUGUCACGGAAAAUCUCACUGUAUUCUCCGCCCCUCUGAACAAUGUCUAUAAAUGCAAGCCUGAGACUGUGCUGAGAGCCAAAAGCGCUGGCAUAACUAUCAGUAACGUUGCCCUGAUGGCGUUCAACAGCGAGAAGACUGUUGCCUCGAGAUCGGUGAACUGCGUGGCCGAGUCGGGUUCAAACGUUGGAGCCAUAGUAGGUGGAGUGAUCGCAAGUGUCGCUGUGCUGGGCCUGAUCGGGUUCCUCUUCGUGAUGUACAAGAGGAAGAGAAGACUCGCCUAACCGGUAGAAGAGAUUCUAUCGAAUAGAAUAAAUCGCGUGUUCCAACGAAUAAAUUAAUUUUUAAUUUAAUCUCCAAUCUGUCAAAGCGUCCGCAACAUGUCAACAACAAUGCUCGCGCCGUUUCCCAUUGUUCCGCUCACGAAAUUCACGUUUCGACAGACCCACGCGAGCCACCAACACAUGGCGCUGGGAAAGUAUAUUCGUUAAUUAUCCCGCUUUAGGAAACAAUUCGAUGCUUCGACCACCCCUCGUGUUUACCCGUCACGGUUACGCCCACCCCAAUUAUCUCGUUUACUCGCCAAACUGCGAUACGGUUGCGUCGCGCAGUCGUGUGAAUCGAGGAUCGAUUUCAGCGCGAAAUCGCUAAAUUACUCGAGAAUCCUCUAUAUCCGAAAUUAACCGAAGCAGUGACGGGCUUAGUCAUCAAAAGACCCGGGACAUUACGAAUUUUGGGGGCCCAGUUUUCCAUAUUUCAUUCCCCCCAUCGUUAAAAAGCUAUACUUAGGUUACAUUCGAGAUCGGUAGAUUUAAAUAAAUUUAUUAUGUACUAUACACAGGAUCUAGUUGACACUAGGUUUACAGACACUAUCUGUAUACCUAUUUCUAAGGACACAAGGUGCAGCCCUUCCGUCAAAUUGAGGGGUUCC